Hemicordylus capensis (graceful crag lizard) is the source of this 3759-nucleotide messenger RNA. It is a transcript of the gene STAU2, whose product is annotated as staufen double-stranded RNA binding protein 2. Bases 679 to 2706 code for a protein of 675 amino acids. Lineage: Eukaryota; Metazoa; Chordata; Lepidosauria; Squamata; Cordylidae. The transcript has 15 exons. The record is from RefSeq and is a predicted model, not a curated record.
CUGCAACCUUGGAGAAGCUGCUGCCAGUCUGUGCAGACAAUAUCAAGCUCCAUGGACCAAUGGUCUGACUCGGUAGAAGGCAGUUUCCUGUGUUCCUAAUUGGAGCAGGGAUUUUUCUGUUUGUACUUAUAACUGCUACACUGUGCCAGCUUUGUAUAGACCAGAGGUUCUCAGAUUGAGAAUAUCUGCACUUGAAUGUGUGUGUGUGUGUGUGUGUGUGUGUGUGUGAGAAACACAACAAAAUAGUGGCCCAUUGAGACCCCAAGCAAGUUUCAGGUGGUUCUCCUCCCCUCAUCCCACUCCCACAAAAAAGUUUGAGAAUCUUUGGCAUAGAUCAUUCAAUUUUACCUAAGUAUUAUCUCAGGUAGCUAAUAGUAGUAAUUUGGAUAUUGAGAGAGAAGAAAUGCUUAAAGAUGCCUUUUCUUGGGCCAGAUUAAAGUAUUGUGGGGUUCACUCUCCUGUUUAGACAAAGACUUGUGCUUGCAUGUUAGCAAAAGUCAAUUCAGUAAAGGUUAUCUACUAUUAAUUUGUCUCUGUUGGGAACUUAAUUGAGUAGCAACUUUUCAAAUAGAUUUUUCAAAAUCUUGAUCAAAUAUUUGAUGCCUUUAAAAAGCAAGAGGGUUCCACUGCAGUUCAUUGACAAAUGUUUAAAAAAAACACCACACAAAACAAGUAAAAAUGCAGACCACACCAAACCAUUCUGGGCAUUCCCUGUCUCCAGCAAUGCUAUCCCAAUCAAUCACAGCAACAAGUUCAGCAGAGAUUCAGCCCUCAGUGAAUGGGUCUGUUCCGGAAUCAGCGGUUGACUGUAAUACGUCUACAACUGGUUUGGUGGAUUCAAUGCCUUCUAGCAACUCACAGGUUACUUUCCAGGAUAACAUGGCAAACCCCAAAGAGAAAACUCCAAUGUGUCUGGUAAAUGAGUUAGCCCGUUUCAAUAGAAUUCAACCUCAAUAUAAGCUUCUGAAUGAACGAGGACCUGCUCAUGCCAAGAUGUUCACAGUGCAGCUGACUCUUGGAGAGCAGACAUGGGAAGCGGAAGGAAGCAGUAUUAAAAAGGCUCAUCAUUUUGCUGCUAGCAAAGCUCUGAGUGAAACUACCCUAUCCAAGCCAACACCUAGGCCACCCAAAAAUAAUGUUAAUAAUAAUCCAGGCAGUAUUACCCCGACAGUGGAGUUGAAUGGUCUUGCAAUGAAACGUGGAGAGCCUGCCAUCUAUAGGCCGUUAGAUCAAAAACCAAUCCCAAACUACAGAGCAAAUUAUAAUUUUCGAGGCAUGUACAAUCAGAGAUAUCACUGCCCAGUGCCUAAGAUUUUCUACGUCCAGUUGACUGUGGGUGAUCAUGAAUUUUUGGGUGAAGGGAAGACACGUCAAGCUGCUAGACACAAUGCUGCAAUGAAGGCACUUCAGGCACUUCAGAAUGAGCCAAUACCCCCCCAAUUACCUCAGAAUGGAGAGUCGGGUAAAGAAAUGGAAGAAGAAAAAGAUGCAAACAAGUCGGAGAUCAGUGUUGUGUUUGAAAUUGCACUGAAGCGCAACAUGCCUGUCAGUUUUGAGGUAAUAAAGGAAACUGGGCCACCGCAUAUGAAGAGCUUUGUUACUCAAGUGUCAGUGGGAGAGUUCUUGGCAGAAGGCGAAGGAAACAGCAAGAAACUCUCAAAGAAACGGGCUGCAAUAGCUGUCCUGCAAGAACUUAGAAAGCUUCCUCCUCUGCCUGUGAUUGAAAAGCCAAAACUUCACUUUAAAAAACGUCCCAGAACAAUAUUAAAGACUGGUCCAGAAUAUGGUCAAGGAAUGAAUCCUGUUAGUCGUCUGGCUCAGAUUCAACAGGCCAAAAGAGAGAAGGAACCAGAGUAUCUCCUUCUUUCAGAAAGGGGAAUGCCUCGCCGUCGGGAAUUCGUUAUGCAGGUCAAAGUGGCAAAUGAAGUUACCACAGGAACAGGCCCCAACAAGAAAAUAGCAAAAAGAAAUGCAGCUGAAGCUAUGUUGCUACAGCUUGGCUAUAAGGCUUCUUCUCCACUUCAAGAACAUCCAGACAAGGCAGGAGAAAUCAAGGGGUGGAAUGGACAAAAUGUUGGAUAUCCUGAACCAACAAGUAAUACACCAAAAGGAAUUCUCCAUCUCUCCCCUGAUGUUUAUCAAGAGAUGGAAGCCAGCCGCAACAAAGCAUCCCCUGGUACUACUGUAAUCUAUUUGUCAUCCAAGGAAGUGAGCCAAACGUCUAGUUGUUUCUUCAGCGUAUCUCCUGCCACUAAUAGUACAGCUACAAUUGCCAGAGAACUACUCAUGAAUGGAACAUCCCCGACAGCUGAAGCUAUAAGUCUAAAAGGAAUGCCACUCACCUCACCUUGUUCUACAGUGCAGCCUUCAAAACAGCUAGAAUAUCUGGCAAGGAUCCAAGGUUUUCAGGUAAACUACAGUGACAGACAAAAUGGCAAAGAAUGCAUGACCUGUUUGACACUGUCUCCUGUGCCGAUGACUUUCCAUGGUAUUGGAAGCUCCACUGAAACCAGCCAUGAUCAGGCAGCUUUAAGUGCCUUGAAACAGUUUUCAGAACAAGGACUGGAUCCAGUGGAAGGAAAUAUGAAAGUUGAAAAUGGAUCACUUGAAAAACAAGUCAAGCAUCUGGGAGAAAACGCAGACAAUAAACAGACUAACUCAGGCACCAUUGCUCAGGACUGCAAGGAUUCAAAGGCUGUCAUCUAGGAGCUUCCCAGCACCCGUGGCUGCCACGGCAUCCUUAUAAACCUGUCAACACGCAAUAGGGUGUAUGUGUACGAGGAAAUGAAUGACUAAUACCAUUAUUUGAGUCUUAUGUGAAGACAACACUAUUCUAACAUAAGAGAUGAUAUACAUGGUACUGUUUAUUGAAGUUAGGGGCAACUAAAUAAAAUUCUGAUGGUUUUUCCUUCAAAACCUGAAAAUCUAAUCAUAAAUAUAAUUCAAAUUGCACCAGAGGUAGCAAAAAUCCAGUCAAGCCACUGGAGUUUUAAACAUGAAGUAAUUAACUUAGUCAGGGGUGGAAGUUAUGUUUACAAUUGAUUAAUACUCUGGAGGAAAUAAAAAGUCAACAUUGGGUUGAGUUAUAUGACUUUUUCGUAGUGUAGUAUAAGUUCAGCUUUCCUCUGUCCUUGUUUUUUUUUAAUUAUGCUUGAAUAUUUUAAAAUUAACCAAUGACAGUGCUGUGAGAGUUGUAGUUGUUGUCUUCAUAUAUAAUCAUACAGCUUCUCUUUUUAUGCCAACAUUACGCGAUCUUCAUAGUUUUACAGAAUAUGUUAUGACUGUAAAAUGCACUAUUCCAAGUUGUUUGCAAACUGACGUUUAAAUCAUGACAAGUAUUUGCUUAGACAUGAACCGAUGUUAUUCAUGACCAGUCGCAAUAUACUCCAAGAGAAAGCGGUGAUGGUAUUUGAUUUCCCUUGCCAUUUAUCAAAUGGAAGAGGCGCCUUGCCUCCAAACACUUCCCUCCCUUCCCCUUAAUUCUGCUCUCUGUUGUGUGAAGCACAUUACACCCCAUUCUGUGUUUUGUAUUGACCCACAAUUUGCAUCAACUGAGUGUUUUUAAUAACUGCAUUCUGACCAAGAAUGGCAGAAAGGGAUGGGAAUUUUGUCUAGGAAGAGGGUCGAAAAACGGUGCAACGGAUGUGUGGAAUUCCAGUGAUGAUAGAGAUGGGGAUUUGCACGUGCUUUCAAUACCAGCAUAUUUAAAUUAAGUUUGUGGCCAAAUGCAGUAAAACCACAUCAGUUCAUGUAUACAAA